GUCGCGGCCGAACCCGUUUCGCUUCGGCUGUUGUAUGAGUAAUUUAUCAUCAAACAAGUUUUUCCAUAUUAUUCAAAAAACUAUUCAAGUUAGUUGAAAGAAUAAUCUUGUGAAUGGUGAACGUACACGUACAAAAGUCUAAUUUAUCAAUGGGAAAACGUUGCUGCUGGUCUGCCGCUGGGUGCUAGUUUUUCGGUGCACCGUGGGUACCCCUUUUUGCAUUGGGCUGUCGUGUUCGGGCUUACUGUACACUUGGCCGUCUCCCGUGUACAUCGGAAAGCAGUGUUCCGACGCGUCAAACUGUGCGAUAGUGCGAGUAUUGUGUUUUCAUUAUUUUUUACGAUUCGUCGAGGUGCCGCGUCGAGUUCCGAGUGUAUGUAAACCAACCCUCCCGUUGCGGAGUGCCGUUUGACUCGAUUGUGUGUUUGGGGAAAAGGAAAAUAAUAAAUUCUAAUCUGUCAUCCGGAGGAGACGGAUCGGGAGAAAAAAACACAUUUCUGUAACCCGGUUAGGCACCAGGCGAUAGGAGCGCCAUCUUGAAGCACAAAGGAAGAUUAAUUGAUUAACAUUUUUCGGCGCGGGAAUCGAAUGACCGUCUUGACGGUUUUGGUGAGUGACCUCUUUUUUCGGAUCACUGAAGAAACGACUUGGUGAGAAUCAUCUGCAGUGAUUGAUGGCCACAGUGAUAAACACGUUGAACGCGGUGAUUGUCAGUGCGAUUGUGUCAGUUGUGGUGUCUAUUGUUAGGUAAACCUCGGAGAAAUUCUGUUGCGCCAAAACUAGGCAAACGCGGCGUAUAACGAACAUGUAAAAUUGCUCAUUGUUAUUUUCAUAACGCGCAAUUAGCGGCCAAAAGAAGCCUCAAAAGGCAACUCACCCCGAAAAAAAAAAGAGAAGUUAAUAGCUCCCAGAGUUUAAACGGCGGAGAAAGAAACGAAAAAUUGAAUAAAGGAAAAUGUUUUAGAAGUUGCCGCUCGCCUAUCGUUUUCUAAAUAUCAAAUUAAACAAAUAAGCGCUACAGCGGGAGGCGAAUCAGGCACGAAUGAGCCGAAGAGAGCAAAAGAGAGGGAGCAAAAACUGAACGCUUAACAAAAAGUGUUUUUAAGAUGACUCAUUUGAUUUAAUUGUACGCUCUCCUAAAAAUUACUGUUCCAAAGCGGCGGAGGAAGCGCUUAGUGAAGGAGCACCGAUCGAUCGAUUCAAAACACCAAUCGACAUUUGGGAAAUAUAGAGUAAAAGAGUGAUCAUCGCGCCGCGAAAGGUCAAGAUAACGAAGCCUCGAAAGAGAGUUGUGUGGUGUGAUUGCAAGUGACGGGUGAGCAGAGGGAAGAAAGAGUAGGAGAGAGUGCGGGCGGGUGCUUUUCGGCGGACGCAACUGUUACGAAAAACCCCAGCCAAAACGUCGGAUCCCACGCGGAGACUCGAACAUACGGCGUUCAGCAUGUUGACCGACAUGAGUCCGUCGGCAGCCGGACAAUUCUACGGAGCCCAGAUACCGGCCAUGGGCAUGAACAUCACCAACAUCGCGACGCACAUGCAGAAACCAACAGAACACCCCGGACUGCGAGGUACACCGCUGGCUAUGCUGGCUGCACAGUGCAACAAGCUGUCGAACAAGUCGCCUCCACCGCUGGCUGACGCUGCCGUUGGUAAAGGGUUUCAUCCGUGGAAGAAAAGUCCCAUCUCUUCGGGACCGCACUCGCCAAACUCCCUGGGAAGCCCACAGACGGCGACCAGCAGCAGUUCGUCCAGCAACGUGAUACAGUCUACGCAGAGGACACCGUCGGCAUCGUCCGCAUCGUCAACCGCCAGCUCGAUGGCGAACCUGACCAACAGUCGCCCCAUAACGUCGUCUUGUGCGGCGUCCACAACGCCGUCCUACGGCAGUGACUUGUAUUUCCCGGGAGCCACCACAUCGCCGGCUUGUGCCGAGAAUCCCCACAUGCAGCACGGCAUUCUAGGGAAGGUCGAGGGUACGACCCUCGGGUCGGUCUACUCCCGCCAUCCCUACGAUUGGCCGUUCAACGCCGUCACGGCAGCGACGGCCCACAAGACCGACAACAUGAACUCCGGCUGGUGGGACAUGCACGGUGCGGCUGGCGGCUGGCUCGACAUGGGAAGCGCCGGUAUGCACGCCGCCACCAUGGCGAACUACGCGGCCUCGGCCGCCGUCAGUACUGACUAUUCGACGCUGACACAUUCACUCACGAACACGGCACACCUGCUUGGCACCGGGCAGCACCUACUGCAGGACACAUACAAAAGUAUGCUACCGUCUCAGGGCGUCGGAAGCUUCGGCUUGCCACAUACACCGCCUUCGCCGGCACCGCCAACGCCGCAGGCUCCGUCUCCUCGCAGUCAGCGUCGCUAUUCGGGCCGUGCCACCUGUGACUGUCCGAAUUGUCAGGAAGCGGAACGGCUCGGACCGGCCGGAGUUCAUCUACGCAAGAAGAACAUCCAUAGCUGUCACAUUCCUGGCUGUGGUAAGGUUUACGGGAAAACAAGUCACCUGAAGGCUCACCUUCGAUGGCACACCGGCGAACGGCCGUUCGUCUGCAAUUGGCUCUUCUGUGGCAAGCGCUUCACCCGAUCCGAUGAACUCCAGCGCCAUCUACGCACACAUACAGCAAAACACGUCAAAACCCACGGAUCCUCGACGACCGGUGGCAACGGCAGCGCUGGCACCGGAGCGACCAAGAAAACUUCAUCCGACUCGUGCAGCGACUCCGAGGAGACCAACCAAACGGAUAUCCACCAACAGCAGCAGCAGCAACAAUCCGGUGGAGGCGGCGGCGGCGGAGCUCCCGGAGGAGGCGGUGUAGGCGGCAGUCCGGGUCACGUUGGGCACGUCGGUGGGAUGCCCCCGGGGAUGUCCAUGGGCGGCCACCCCGGUGCUCUGAGUCAUCCCUCGCAGCAGCAGCAGCAACAACAGGGGCCACCUCACCACCAUGCGCACACCCCUAGUCCGGGCUUGGAUCACGUCAGUCAGAUGGACGUGAAGCCGGGCAUUGUUUGA
Molecule: messenger RNA, 3016 nt
Organism: Aedes albopictus (Asian tiger mosquito)
Lineage: Eukaryota; Metazoa; Arthropoda; Insecta; Diptera; Culicidae
Gene: Sp1
Product: transcription factor Sp9
Exons: 4
Coding region: 1442-3016 (524 amino acids)
Biological process (GO): regulation of transcription by RNA polymerase II
Molecular function (GO): RNA polymerase II cis-regulatory region sequence-specific DNA binding; DNA-binding transcription factor activity, RNA polymerase II-specific
Source: RefSeq, a predicted model, not a curated record